GCCCCACCCUGCUCGGGAUUUUGGGUGUUUGGGGGAUCCCAGUGCCUCUUGCCCCACCCAGCCCUGCCUAGGGAUGGGAGGAUCCUGGUGCCCCGAGCCUCGCCCGGGGGCCUGGGGGUGUUUCAGUACCUCCCCCCCUUCUGAGCUCCCCGUCCUCCCCAGUUCUGGGAGGUGAUCAGCGACGAACACGGCAUCGACCCCAGCGGCAACUACGUGGGGGACUCGGACCUGCAGCUUGAACGCAUCAGCGUCUACUACAAUGAGGCCUCUUCUCACAAGUACGUGCCUCGCGCCAUCCUGGUGGAUCUGGAGCCGGGGACGAUGGACAGCGUGCGCUCCGGUGCCUUCGGCCACCUCUUCCGCCCUGACAACUUCAUCUUCGGGCAGAGCGGUGCUGGGAACAACUGGGCAAAGGGGCACUACACAGAGGGGGCCGAGCUGGUGGACUCGGUGCUGGAUGUGGUGCGGAAGGAGUGUGAGAACUGCGACUGCCUGCAGGGCUUCCAGCUGACCCACUCGCUGGGCGGGGGCACCGGCUCGGGCAUGGGCACCCUGCUCAUCAGCAAGGUGCGGGAGGAGUACCCCGACCGCAUCAUGAACACCUUCAGCGUGGUGCCGUCCCCCAAGGUGUCGGACACGGUGGUGGAGCCCUACAAUGCCACGCUCUCCAUCCACCAGCUGGUGGAGAACACGGACGAGACGUACUGCAUCGACAACGAGGCGCUCUACGACAUCUGCUUCCGCACCCUCAAACUGGCCACCCCCACCUAUGGCGACCUCAACCACCUGGUGUCGGCCACCAUGAGCGGCGUCACCACCUCCCUGCGCUUCCCCGGGCAGCUCAACGCUGACCUCCGCAAGCUGGCUGUCAACAUGGUGCCCUUCCCGCGCCUGCACUUCUUCAUGCCUGGCUUUGCCCCGCUGACGGCGCGUGGCAGCCAGCAGUACCGCGCCCUCACCGUGCCCGAGCUCACCCAGCAGAUGUUUGAUGCCAAGAACAUGAUGGCAGCCUGCGACCCCCGCCAUGGCCGCUACCUCACCGUGGCCACUGUCUUCCGUGGCCGCAUGUCCAUGAAGGAGGUGGAUGAACAGAUGUUGGCCAUCCAGAGCAAGAACAGCUCCUACUUUGUGGAGUGGAUCCCCAACAAUGUCAAGGUGGCCGUGUGUGACAUCCCGCCGCGGGGGCUGAAGAUGUCCUCCACCUUCAUCGGGAACAGCACGGCCAUCCAGGAGCUCUUCAAGCGCAUCUCGGAGCAGUUCACAGCCAUGUUCCGCCGCAAAGCCUUCCUGCACUGGUACACGGGCGAGGGGAUGGACGAGAUGGAGUUCACCGAGGCCGAGAGCAACAUGAAUGACCUGGUGUCCGAGUACCAGCAGUACCAGGACGCCACGGCCGAGGAGGAGGGUGAAAUGUACGAGGACGACGAGGAGGAGUCGGAGGCGCAGGGCGCCAAGUGACGCCCGACGCCGCCCCCCAACAGUGCCCGCAGCCCCCCCGGCUUUGAGCUGCUGCACCCCCCAGGUGCUGCUCCCCCUGCCAUCCCCUCAGUGUCUCCUGGCCCCAUCCCCCCUGAGC
This is a messenger RNA of Pseudopodoces humilis (Tibetan ground-tit), 1576 nucleotides long. Lineage: Eukaryota; Metazoa; Chordata; Aves; Passeriformes; Paridae. The record is from RefSeq and is a predicted model, not a curated record.